Molecule: messenger RNA, 2223 nt
Organism: Scylla paramamosain (green mud crab)
Lineage: Eukaryota; Metazoa; Arthropoda; Malacostraca; Decapoda; Portunidae
Exons: 11
Coding region: 235-1758 (507 amino acids)
Source: RefSeq, a predicted model, not a curated record
GAAUUACUCAGGUCGCGUCCUCCAGGUGACAGGUGGCUACACAGGUGAUGCGCUCAAAAUCGUGGCGCAGAGGUACCAGCAUGUGGGGGGCGUUGGAUCAGCUGAGGAGUUGGUGAGCGUAGCGUGGCACCCCGAGGAAGAGAGCGAGACGCAGCCGGAACCGAGGCAGGACGGGGCGUGGUGGUGCGCACUCAGUUCUCUGAAUCCAUCUUUGGCGUAUCUGUGGACUCAUUGAUGCCGGGGAAGCGUCGGCGUCUCCUGAACCUCACCGUCACGCCACACACUGGAAAACACUGGCAGGUGAGCCUACAUGUGCCAAUUAUCUCUACAGCCCUCGAGUGGGAGACGAAGCUCUGGAAAAAUCAGGGCAAGCAACAUUGGGAAGUUAAUGGGGAAGUCAAGUCUACCAAAUCUGACAUAUCGUUAGAAUUCGUUCACUUCAAGCAGGAGAAGCAGGACGAGGAGACUCAGGUCACGGAUGACAGAGGUGAGGCUGGCAGGUGUGAUGCUGAAGGUUGUGGGGACGGCGGUGUCAAGGAGCCAAAAGCCAAGUCGCGGCACCACGUCGACAGUGAUUGCGACUCAGAUUUAAGAAAAGAACAGACAGUAGACCAGAAUGAAGUUUGUAGUGGUCGAGAUCAUAAAUCAGAAGACUUAAAGCAAAAUGAUCCUGAUUCCGUAAUGUUAAAUGUAGACGAAGAAUGUUCCAAGAAAGCGGAGUGUGAUGGACCGGAAGAGUCAGUGUCAAGUGAAGCUGUUCAAGAGACUACACAAAAAUUAACUUCCCGGGUUUUCAGCCUUUCUUCCAACAUGAAAACUUUCGUCUCAUCUGACGGAGGACGCUGGAUUCGGAUCCUGCAGCGCACACACCUGGCAUUCUGUCCUCACGUUGGCUGGAACUUGAACCAAAUAUUUCGGUUCAAUCGUGACUGGACUGGGUGGGAGUACGUGGUGAACACCUGGGAGUGGGGCAACAUGGUGGUGAAGGCGGAGUGGGGCGUCUCUCUCCUGCAGUGGUACCAGAAAACUUUCAGCUUCUCUUUCGACCAGGCGGCGGCGCUCCCCUCCACGCAGCUGGUCCUGGAUUUCCGUGACUGGUGGAGCUACAAGGUGUGGCUGAAGUGGCCGGUCCUCGCGUCCUCCCUCGCCGCUUCCCUCACGCUUGGUCGCGACAGUCACACACUGCUGGGCGAGUCAGACCGUGUGGGGGUGACGUGGGAAGUGAAGAAAGUGGACGAGUUUCUGGGUGAGGACGCCGGAAAGGUGGUGGCGCGGGUGGUAGCGCGACACACCCCUGCUGGCUUGGUGGUGACCUUCCACGCCGACACCGCCAGCAGGCAGGAGCUCCACGAUACCGUCACUGCCGUCCUUGCUCAGGCCAUGGAGAGCCCUGACCUGUGUGGCGAGGUGCCUGACCACGCCACGCUUCUGAAGUUCCUGCACGACUUCCUUGGACAGUCACCGGCGAGUCUCUGGGCGGAUCUGCUGCAGGAAGUAAGUCCGUCGCCUGCUGCUGGGGUCUGGCACCGAGGCAGACUUACAUCACCUGCUGGAAGUUUUCAGGGAGGAAAUGGGGACAGCAGAAGGCGUAGGAUUGUGGGAGGCAGUAUGGACGGUGCUGGAGCGGGCGGGGCUGCUGCGUUUCCCGCGGCGAGGAGGUGGAGGUGGUGGUGCCCUCCGAGUGGAUUAGGCUGGCGCAGGGGUGGUUCACUUGGGCUGUCAUGGGAGGCGGCGGGCAGUGCGAAGGCAACACACUGAUGGUUAACCUGGUGGAUGCGCUGGCGGAGACCCUGAGGCGAAGUGGCAGCGGGCAAGCAACCUUUUGACCCACCAGUCAGACAAACUUUUAUGUUCGUUCUGAAGGCAAAUCAAAAGCAGGAAUUUGUUACCAAAACCAUAAAUAAAUGACGUCAUCGUACAUCUGGCAUCCAUUCGUGUAGCUGCUAUACAACACUAUAUUGUUAUUUAUUUAUUUUUUUACUUUGUGUUGAUUAAUUGCUUGCUUAUUCUUAGAAAAUAUGUAGGCGAUAAUAUCAACAUAAAUUAUAUACAUGUAUUCAUUUCAUUGGGACUAUUCACUCCUGUUGCUACGUUCUCAUGUUCGUUUGUAUUGAAAAAUGUUCCCUUAAUUAUCAAUACACCCAACCAUCAAUAAUUAUUAUAGUAAUAUCAAAAUAAAAUGUUCAUUGUUAAAUACUGGAUCAAAAUAAAGCCAAUCAGGGA